ACUGACUGAAUAACCCGCCAUCUUGUUGUGACUCCUCUACGUGCGUGUGGAACAGUGACUUCAAGGGGGAUCCAGUCACGUCUUUCCUUUUUUUUAUAUUUUUUUUUUUAUAGACGACAAGAUUGGAUCCCGAGCAGAAGCUUUUGAAUCUAACUAGUUAGCAUUUUAAUUCAGUUCUCCAAUCGUUUUCUGGACCAUAACACGAAAAAGAGAUGAGUAUCGAGACGCUUUUAGAGGCGGCGAAGUUUUUGGAAUUGCAAGCCCUGCAACAACAGAAAGCACGUGAAGAGAAUGAGCUUCAGGACAGGCGGCGCCGUGAACAGGAGGCGGAGAAGCGGAGAGCAGAAGUCAACUCUUAUACUCAGCCCAUUCGAAUGAACCAAUUGACCUGGGUGGAGGAGUCCGGACCUGAGCAUCGCUACAUAGCUGCCCCGGCCCAGCCUCUCCCCCCUCCCCCUCCCCCUCCCCCCACUAUGCCCAUCACAGUCAUCCCUAUCCCGGUGGUAGCCUCCACUCCUCCCGCCCUCCCUCCACCCCCCACCACAUCUCUCAGCCCGUCGGCAGCACCCCACCUCACGCCACCCAGAAAAGAUGCCCACUCGCUGCCACACCAGCAGGCACUGCACCAGCGCCCCCUCAUCCCGUCUCAGGUGAAGACAGAAACCACAUCACUGUCUCAGUUCAAUAGCACCAAACUGGCCCAGCAGCACCAAACCUUCCCGGACUCCGUUAUGGCGGCCUCCCAGCAUGCACUUCUCCCCCAGCCUGGACCUUCUUCCGCACAACUCAGCCCGUCUGAUGACCACCGCAGUUUGGAUGGCAAGAAAAGACCUGGCGGGGCAGGGACGAGAGAGGUGCACAAUAAGCUUGAAAAAAACAGACGUGCACACUUAAAGGAGUGUUUUGAGACUCUGAAGAAGAACAUCCCUAAUGUUGAUGAAAAGAAGACCUCCAAUCUGAGCGUUCUGAGAAGUGCUUUGAGAUACAUUCAGACUCUGAAGAGGAAGGAGAAAGACUACGAACAUGAGAUGGAACGUCUGGCGCGGGAGAAGAUCGCCUUGCAGCAAAAACUGGCUGAGCUGAAGAACGAGCUGAGCCAGCGAUUGGAUGUGAUUGAGAUCGACCGUGUUAUUCGACAGACUGUGCAACCAGAUGAUGACCAGGCCUCUACCUCCACUGCCUCAGAAGGCGAAGACAACAUCGAUGAAGAUAUUGAAGACGAGAGCUUAUCCGCCACGGCCAACGCCUUACUCAAAGUGCCUGCUGCGCUUCAGCCAGAGUUAAAGAAGUCACAUUCUGCCCUGUCCCUCAUAGCACAGCACAUCUCCAUCCCACACAAACAGUCUAAAGCGUUAUCCCCGAUUCCGUCAGCUCAACUAUCCCCUGUGGCCGCCGCUGCCCUCAUCACAACUCCCGCUUUGUCCUCAAUGCCAGCACAAGCUCCCAAUGGCCCACCGUCUGCUCCGGCCCUGCAGACCCUACCUCCGGCCCAGACCCAUAUAGUGACCACGGCGAGUCUGCAACCUACCGUCAUUGCUCACGCGGGAUCGGCGUCGCACACCUCUGUCAUCCAAACCAUCAACCAUGUCAUCCAUCCAGGCUCCAAGCACAUGGCCCACAUCUCCCCAUCCUCCUCGAGCUCGGUGCAGCUGGCUCCCGGACCUCAAUCCAUUAGCCAUAUCACUGUCGCCCACCUUCCUGCAAUCUACCCUCAGCCCGUUACAGUCACACAGCCGGCGGUUAUGAGCCACAUCGCGCACACACUCUCUCACGCCCAGAUGAACGGCACUUCGGUAUCUGCCGCACAAGCCGCCAUGGUUGGCAAGCAGACGGCUGUGGGUGCUCAAGUGGUUACCCAUCACCCUCAGCUGGUGGGCCAGACCGUCCUCAACCCAGUCACUAUGGUGACAAUGCCCUCCUUCCCAGUCAGCACGCUAAAGCUGGCCUGAAGCGCUGACAGUCAGGCCCCUAGAUAGACUCUAGACACUUAGACCACAUCCGCCCUGUUUGAGACUGCAGCCACACACAACACUGCAUCUAAACGAACUAUAAAGCAACAGGACUCAGUACAUUCCAAAUGAAAUGAAAGUAUAUAAAGACUCAAAAAGUGAUGCAAAGAAAUUUAUUGAAUGUCUAAUACUAUAUAAUGAUAUAUAAUAAAAGACAAAAAGAGAUGUUUUAUCUUUAUGUGUGGGUAAAGGCAAAGUCUAGAGUGCUUGUGUGCUGCUCAGUGUUUUAGGCUCUAGUAGAGUAUAUUAUGAUGAAACUGUGGUCCAUUCCCAGCCUAAACCGACUCUUAGCCAGCCUAUUACGUCUAACCACUGGUAUUAAUGACUUAUUUAAAAGGACGCCCCCCCAUGAUACCUCAUACUAACUCCUCAACUAACAGCACACCUCAUGCGAAGUCUCUUCUCGGCUCCCAUUAGACCAGGUUUAACGUACUGUGUUGUGUCUGACUUAAAUCCCAAAGCAGUUCUUGAAGUCCCUACAGAGAUAAAAGACAAUUUAUUCACCCUCAUGUUGUUACAACCUGUUUGGCUUUCUUUUCUGUGCAUGUCUUUCUUUUCAAAACAUGCUCAUGAUUUUUUUGUCUAUACAUUGAAAGUCAAUGGGGUUCAAAACGUUAAAACCACCAAGACAUUUUUUCAAAAUUUCGGUAGAAUUAAGAAAGUCAAACAAGUUUAGAAUGGGAUGAGGAUAAGUAAAUAAUGAGUCGUCUUUUUCUUUUUUCUUUUUUUCUUACCUGGUCAGUUUGGUGUCAUAUUUUAACACUAUAGUUGAUGCUUUAAAACAUCAUGACGCUGCAAAAAAAAAUCAUUUUCUUGCUGUUUUUGUCUUGUUUUCCUUUACAAACAUCUAUGAAUUAUCUAUAAAUUCUUAAAUCAAGAUACAUUUACUUGAGAAGGAAAAUGACUUAAGAUAUUGAGUCUUGUUUUCUGAAAAAUGUAUCCAAAUGAAAAAAUAUUUCAACGUGGUAAGAAAUAUAAUCUUGUUUUCCCAUAGAAUUUUGAUAUAUUUUUCUUCUCAAGUAAAUGUUCCUCAAUGUUUAGAUAUUUGUACUGGAACAUGAGACAAAAUACUGUGUAAGGAAAUCAUUUUUAUUUUGCAGUCUACUACAGUGUCACCUCGAGAUUUAGACACCUGGAGCGAAUGUGAGAUGUUUCUUGAAGAAAUGACCGAAUUUACAUGAUGUAGCCUAUCUGUAGUGCUCUAGCUGGCAUAGGCACUUUAGUUCUGUGACUAUCACGUGAGUCAUUGGGAAUCUGACAGCAGUGCCUUUAACAUUGUCAAUCUAGAGUUCUGUUUAAUGCUGCACAGACGCCCCCUAUUGUUCUCUUGUUGCAAUGCACUCUUACGUUUUUCACUAACAAAGCCACCAACUUGUAUCUUGUAUGAAUUCAGCUUGUGCUCCCCAUUCUCUGAGCAGUAACUUAUGAGAUAGCCAUCAGUUUGCAACAAUGUUUGCGAAUGUAUUUCAACAUAUUCAAUGCCUUCAUCUUGCCACUGGUGAUAAAUGUUGGUUAUUAGGCCAUAUGAAAAGGCGGUACAUGGUUAUUUGUGUAUGUAGCAGAAUCACGAGUGGUUAAAAUUUCAUGCAUUCAUUAUUUCACUGCGUGUGUGUGUGUGUCGAAUGCAUCUUACAGAGGUUUUGUGCGUGUGUUUUUGUGACUAAUAAUGUUCCGAGGCAAUUGGAAGGUGGAUGGCUGUCACCCCGUGUUCCUUAAAUGAACAUCUUUAUGCUUCAGGGCAGUUGUAAGAGUCUGAUAGAGGAAGGAUGCGUGGACGGGAAGAUGUCUGUAUUGAGCCGCACUGACCGCCACACAGGUAGAGCAUAUAACCUGUGUGUGUGUGUAUAUAGGUUUUGAUUUAAAACUAACACUGUGAUCGCUAACAGUUAUCCCAAUAAGAGCAAACCAGGUUUACAAAUCACACUAGCGUUAUGUUGUGCAAGGGUCCCUGCAUUUGUUUUGCUUCUGUAAGCGUGGGAGAGAAAACGCAUUGAACUUUUUUUUAUUUUAGAUGUCAGUUUUGUGUAGGAUGUACACAUUCAUAGACGAAUUGACGUGGCUGUUUUCGCAUGUAGAUGGAUGAUUCCUGUUUCAGUGCUAUCUUUUUAAAAUAUGUUCUUUUAAAUUUCUGGGACCAUAGUUGUUGGGGCAACUUUUCAGACCUCUUUCCACACUGAUAUUAUAUAUAUGCGAAUAUAGUGUGUUUUCCCUAUGGAGAAAGUUUAAGUUGUGUAUAUAGCCUGUAAAUUUGGGGCUAAGUAUAGACCUGACUGUCCAUUUAUAUUAUAAAAGGAGCAAAAAAUAAACCAGAACAAAUGUUAAAUAAAAUUAAAUAAAUCUUGAUGCAUUUA
This is a messenger RNA of Pimephales promelas (fathead minnow), 4360 nucleotides long. RefSeq names its product MAX network transcriptional repressor a (gene mnta). NCBI's taxonomy places the organism in Eukaryota, Metazoa, Chordata, Actinopteri, Cypriniformes, Leuciscidae. Gene Ontology annotation, biological process: regulation of transcription by RNA polymerase II. The record is from RefSeq and is a predicted model, not a curated record. Gene Ontology annotation, molecular function: RNA polymerase II cis-regulatory region sequence-specific DNA binding; protein dimerization activity; DNA-binding transcription factor activity, RNA polymerase II-specific.